This is a messenger RNA of Brenthis ino (lesser marbled fritillary), 201 nucleotides long. Lineage: Eukaryota; Metazoa; Arthropoda; Insecta; Lepidoptera; Nymphalidae. The record is from the annotation of a GenBank genome assembly.
AUGUUCUCCUGGCCGAUUCCAGCCACGGCGGCCAAUCUCAUUGAGACUAGCCAACUGCGCAGCAGAUAUUAUAGUGCACAAGUGUACGCGCAGACACAACGUGCACUCUCUAUUCCUGUCACUCUCAUACUCCGGUGGGACGACUACUCGACACGACCGGCACAGGACCUACAACUUUACGUGCUCUCCGAGGCACGGGGA